Otolemur garnettii (small-eared galago) is the source of this 1681-nucleotide messenger RNA. RefSeq names its product GATA zinc finger domain containing 1 (gene GATAD1). Lineage: Eukaryota; Metazoa; Chordata; Mammalia; Primates; Galagidae. Bases 231 to 1046 code for a protein of 271 amino acids. The transcript is spliced from 5 exons. The record is from RefSeq and is a predicted model, not a curated record. Gene Ontology annotation, molecular function: zinc ion binding; sequence-specific DNA binding. Gene Ontology annotation, biological process: regulation of DNA-templated transcription; chromatin organization. Gene Ontology annotation, cellular component: nucleus.
CUGCUGGCGCAGCGGCCUCCGGGGGCAGGGUCUGGGGCUGGGCGCGGAGCCGGUCCGACCUGCUUUCCGCCUCCAGGGGGCAGCGGCCAGGGCCCAGUCCCUGGGCUGACCGCUCGGCGCCUCGCCGCUCCUCCUGUCGCCGGUUUAGGCGGGCCGGCCAGCGGGCGGCCGGGCCAGCGUCCGCCAUUCCCGUGUCCCUGCGCCCGCGGGGGCCGCCCGAGCCGGCCACCAUGCCGCUGGGCCUGAAGCCCACCUGCAGCGUCUGCAAGACCACGUCCUCGUCCAUGUGGAAGAAGGGCCCGCAGGGGGAAAUCCUCUGCCACCACUGCACUGGCCGGGGCGGCGCGGGCGGCGGGGGCGCCGGCUCAGGGGCGGCCGGCGGGACGGGGGGCAGCGGCGGCGGCAGCGGCGGCUUCGGCGCGGCGACCUUUGCCAGCACCUCGGCCACCCCUCCACAGAGCAACGGGGGCGGGGGCGGCAAGCAGAGUAAGCAGGAAAUUCACAGGAGGUCUGCUCGGCUCAGAAACACUAAAUACAAAUCUACUCCAGCUGCUGAAAAGAAAGUUUCUACUAAAGGAAAAGGGAGAAGACAUAUUUUUAAAUUAAAAAAUCCCAUCAAAGCUCCAGAGUCAGUGUCCACCAUAAUCACUGCAGAAUCAAUCUUCUACAAGGGAGUAUAUUACCAGAUUGGUGAUGUUGUUUCUGUGAUUGACGAACAAGAUGGAAAGCCGUACUAUGCUCAGAUCCGAGGCUUCAUCCAGGACCAGUACUGUGAGAAGAGUGCGGCCCUGACGUGGCUGAUCCCCACUCUCUCUAGCCCCAGAGACCAGUUUGAUCCCGCAUCCUAUAUCAUAGGGCCAGAGGAAGAUCUUCCAAGGAAGAUGGAAUACUUGGAAUUUGUUUGUCACGCACCUUCUGAGUAUUUCAAGUCACGGUCAUCACCUUUCCCCACAGUUCCCACCAGACCAGAGAAGGGCUACAUAUGGACUCAUGUUGGACCGACUCCUGCAAUAACCAUUAAGGAAACGGUUGCUAAUCACUUGUAAUUAACAAAUUAAAUCUGAAUUUCCAGUUACUUUGUAUUUGUACUAUUAUAGCACAGGCCACAUCACAUACUUCUUUCCAUGAAAUUCUUAAAUGGAAGAAGUUUUUUCCCUACUGUCUAGUAACCAUUAGAUUAUUUAUAACUACUUAGAAAAUUAAAAGGAUUAGACAAGCAUGAAAAAUAUUUUGGAAUUAAAUUUUACAUUCUAUAUGUGUAUGUCUGCUCCAGCAAGACUGUCAUUUCCAGGGAGAUAUUAGGAACAGGUAGUGUCUAUUUCCUCCCAUAAUUUAUUUCUAGGAAGUCAUAAAAUGGAUUGUAUUUUUCUAAGAAAAGAAGAAUAUACUAAUUAAAGUUUGGAUUCCUGACCAAACGCUUAAUCAAAUAAAAUGUUUCUGUGACCAACAGUAUCGAUCAUGAAGCCACACGGCCUCAUUUACUCAUUUAGAAAAUGUUCUGCCAGACUUUUGGCUGCUGUAAGUGUAAGGAAAGUGGUUGAUGAUUUUAUCAGCCUAGGUUUUUAAAAACUUUCAUCUAGUUCUUGUGUCACAAACAGGCAUCCCGACUCUUUCAGGCAGGGCAGCACCUGUAGCUCAAGGAGUAGGGUGCCGGCCCCAUAUACCUGCGGUGGUGGGUUCA